UGACUGUGUUCUUAAGCACUUUGACUCCGAAAUUCUACUUUGCCCUUACAGUGACUUCGUCUUUUAUAUCUGGACUGAUAUUUGUGUUUGAGUGGUGGCAUUUCCGAAAAUACGGCACGUCCUUCAUUGAGCAGGUUUCUGUGAGUCACCUGAGGCCCCUCAUCGGCGGCGUGGAGAACAGCCCCCCCGCCCCAGCCGCCUUCUCGGCCGGGGAGAGUGAGCCGAGCAGGCAGAGCAUGCCAGAGUGCAAAGUGUGGAGAAAUCCUCUCAAUCUUUUCAGAGGGGCAGAGUAUAGCAGAUACAUGUGGGUGACGGGGAAGGAGCCUCUUACGUACUAUGACAUGAAUUUGUCUGCUCAAGAUCAUCAGAACUUUUUCACGUGUGACACAGACGCCCUCCGGCCCUCGGACACAGUUAUGCAGAAAGCAUGGCGAGAGAGAAACCCCCAAGCCCGGAUUAAAGCAGCGUAUCAAGCUUUGGAGUUGAACAAUGACUGUGCCACUGCAUAUGUCCUCCUGGCUGAGGAAGAAGCAACAACUAUUGUAGAUGCUGAGAAGUAUUUCAAGCAGGCUCUGAAAGCAGGAGAAAUGAUUUACAGGAAGUCUCAGAACUGCCAUGCCCAAAGCCCCCAGCAUGAAGCACAGCUGAGAAGAGACACCAAUGUAUUGGUAUAUGUGAAAAGGAGACUAGCCAUGUGUGCAAGGAAACUGGGAAGAAUACGAGAAGCAGUAAAAAUGAUGAGAGAUCUGAUGAAAGAGUUUCCACUUCUCAGCAUGCUGAAUAUUCAUGAGAACCUUCUGGAGGCGCUGCUGGAGUUACAGGCUUACGCAGAUGUCCAGGCGGUUCUAGCCAAGUACGACGAUAUCAGUCUUCCAAAAUCAGCAGCGAUCUGUUACACAGCAGCCCUGCUAAAAGCCAGAGCUGUUUCAGAAAGAUUCUCCCCAGAAACUGCCUCCAAAAGAGGGCUUAGUACAGCAGAAAUCAACGCUGUGGAAGCAAUUCACAGAGCUGUGGAGUUUAACCCUCAUGUUCCAAAGUAUUUACUAGAAAUGAAGAGCUUAGUGCUACCUCCAGAGCACAUCCUGAAGCGAGGGGACAGCGAGGCAGUAGCGUAUGCUUUUUUUCACCUCCAGCACUGGAAGAGGAUAGAAGGGGCUCUAAAUCUGCUGCACUGCACAUGGGAAGGCACAUUUCGGAUGAUCCCGUACCCGUUAGAGAAAGGCCACCUUUUCUAUCCCUACCCGAGCUGCACAGAAACAGCGGACAGAGAACUGUUGCCAACAUUUCACGACGUCUCCGUUUACCCGCAGAAGGAACUUCCCUUUUUCAUCCAUUUCACAGCAGGCCUGUGCUCCUUCUCGGCCAUGCUUGCCCUCCUGACGCACCAGUUCCCCGAGCUGAUGGUCGUUUUUGCUAAAGCUGUGCUGCGGGUGCUGUGGCCUGUGAGUGCUCCCAGCGUCCUGGCGUCCGGCUGA
Apaloderma vittatum (bar-tailed trogon) is the source of this 1475-nucleotide messenger RNA. Its product is annotated as suppressor of tumorigenicity 7 protein-like. The transcript is spliced from 14 exons. The annotation marks the transcript as partial. Gene Ontology annotation, molecular function: protein binding. NCBI's taxonomy places the organism in Eukaryota, Metazoa, Chordata, Aves, Trogoniformes, Trogonidae. The record is from RefSeq and is a predicted model, not a curated record.